AUGGCCAAAAAUCGUGCCGGUGUUCUCACGAAUGCCAGUCACUUCCAAGGGCCACAAUUUAACAGUGCAGCCUUCGUUUUUGAUGCUGGUGACAUGGACCUGCUUGCAUCACCAUAUUAUCGCAGUGCACACGUUUUGGAAGCACCAGGUCACAAUCCACUCAAUGUUAAGAAGGAAAAAGUGCCAGUAAUGGACAAAUAUUCGUGUAGCAAGGUACAUGAUGUUGAGAAAGCACCAGGGAGACAUUGGACUGUAGGAGACAAUUUCCACGUUCUUGAAAAGCUUGGAGAAGGGACCUUUGGUCAAGUUUUACUGGCUCAUGACAAGCUAGCAGGUCGAUCAGUGGCGCUAAAACUGCUGAAGAAAGAGAAAACCCACCAAGAUGCCUUUGUCAAGGAAUUCAAGGUUGCGGUCUAUCUUUCUCAUCACAGGGGGAUCAUUACUACCUACCCCUACUUCUUUGAUAACCUGCACAACUACAUCUAUGUCCAGGAGGUGGCAACAGCAGGGACCCUUGAAUCCAUUAUUGUUGAGAAGGUUGGGUUACCAGAAUACAUUGUGAAGCGUUGUGCUGCUCAGAUUUCCGAAGCAUUAUUUUUCAUUCAUAAUCAAGGAUUGGUGCAUAGAGACCUGAAACCAGACAACAUCUUGCUUAUGGAUAAAGAAUGCCACAACAUCAAGAUCGGAGAUUUUGGUCUAACAGAACGUUUUGGUAGAUUCAUCCCAUCGAUGUCUCAUAUAAUACCAUACAUGGCACCUGAGCUUUCUAUUCUGGAACCUAACCAAUAUCUACACUUGAGUCCAAGUAUUGAUGUCUGGGCAUUUGGAGUCACCCUGUAUGUAGCUCUCACUGGCAUCUUUCCAUGGCUGGAAGCUGUAAACAGAGACCAUCAAUUCCAGAUAUUUGCAAGCUGGAAAACAUACGGAGGGUUAGACGCUCCCCCUGUUUCCUGGCAGGGUUUCACCAGAGAAGCAUUGGUUAUGUUUUCCAGUUUACUUUCACUGGAUCCUUCAUUUAGAAUGUCUGGUGGCAUUGUUUACAAUUACCUGCAUAUACCAUGGAGAUCCAAAGAGCUGAAUAUUAAUAGGGAGAUGCCAUUUUUAACAACAAAGCUCAUAGAUUUUAGAGCAGCAGAAAAUUUCAUAGAAGCUGAAUAUACUCGAGUCAUGUACCACUAA
Pelobates fuscus (common spadefoot toad) is the source of this 1179-nucleotide messenger RNA. RefSeq names its product serine/threonine-protein kinase SBK1-like. Gene Ontology annotation, molecular function: ATP binding; protein serine/threonine kinase activity. The record is from RefSeq and is a predicted model, not a curated record. Gene Ontology annotation, biological process: peptidyl-threonine phosphorylation; peptidyl-serine phosphorylation. NCBI's taxonomy places the organism in Eukaryota, Metazoa, Chordata, Amphibia, Anura, Pelobatidae. The transcript has 7 exons. Bases 1 to 1179 code for a protein of 392 amino acids.